AUGGCCAUCCAAGAGAGCUCCGGCCUGAGCUGCCUGUACGAUGCCGUCGUGGUGGGAGCAGGGAUCCAGGGCUGCUUCGCCGCGUAUCACCUCGCCAAACGCGGGCAGAGGACCCUCCUGCUGGAGCAGUUCCCUCUGCCCCACACGCGAGGGAGCUCCCAUGGGCAAAGCCGCAUCAUCCGCAGUGCCUACCCCCAGGAUCACUACGUGGCCAUGGUGAAAGGGGCUUAUCGGCAGUGGGCAGAGCUGGAGGCCAAGGCUGACACCCCACUCCACAGACCAACCCCGAUGCUGGUUCUGGGGCAGGAGCAGAACCCAGAGUUCCAGAGCUACUGGCAAGCCAUGCGACGCCUUCGUGUCUCCAGUGAAGUUUUCACUUCCCACGCCCUGGCCCAAAAGUACCCGGCGAUCCGUCCUCACGCUGGGGAGAUGGCUGUGGUUGACCUGACGGCAGGUGUGCUGUACCCUGACAAGGCACUGCGAGCUGUCCAGGAGCAGUUCCUGCGCAGUGGAGGAACCGUGCAGGAUGGUGCCAAAGUCCUCAGCAUCCUUCCUGGGAAUCCGAUCACUAUAACAACCAACCGAGGGGAGUACCAGGCAAAACGCCUUGCGGUCACGGCAGGCCCAUGGACCAGCCGCCUCCUGUCUCCACUGGGACUGGAGCUGCCUCUCCAGCCGCUGCGCAUCCAUGUCUACUACUGGCGGGCAAAAGGUCCUGGCACUCACGUGGAGCAGCUACCUUGUUUUCUGAGCAUAAACCUCAACCAGAACGUGCGCCACAUCUAUGGGUUGCCAGCUGACGAAUACCCAGGCCUUGUCAAGAUAUGCUAUCAUUAUGGAAGCCCCGUGGACCCCGAUCAGCCAGAUCAACUGGACCGGGCUUCUGCCGUGCCCGACCUCCAGAUCCUCCAGGAUUUUAUCAGGAACUAUCUGCCGGGGCUCGAUCCUGAACCAGCUGUGCAGGAGAGCUGCUUGUAUACGAAUACUCCCGAUGAGGACUUCAUCCUAGAUCGGCACCCACAAUUUAGCAACAUUGUUAUCGGGGCAGGAUUCUCAGGCCAUGGGUUCAAGUUUGCCCCUGUCAUCGGAGAGAUCCUUUGCAAGCUGAGCCUGGGGGAAGAGCCCCCUUACGAUCUGGCGCCCUUCCGGAUACGCCGCUUCCCCGCCUCCCCCAAAUCCACUCUGUGA
Molecule: messenger RNA, 1188 nt
Organism: Euleptes europaea (tarantolino)
Lineage: Eukaryota; Metazoa; Chordata; Lepidosauria; Squamata; Sphaerodactylidae
Gene: PIPOX
Product: pipecolic acid and sarcosine oxidase
Exons: 8
Coding region: 1-1188 (395 amino acids)
Cellular component (GO): peroxisome
Molecular function (GO): L-pipecolate oxidase activity; flavin adenine dinucleotide binding; sarcosine oxidase activity
Source: RefSeq, a predicted model, not a curated record